Messenger RNA from Linum tenue, 627 nucleotides. NCBI's taxonomy places the organism in Eukaryota, Viridiplantae, Streptophyta, Magnoliopsida, Malpighiales, Linaceae. The record is from the annotation of a GenBank genome assembly.
AUGGUCGCCUUAUUAGUCGCCUCCUUCACCACAAUCGUCAGCCGAAUUACAAUCCUCCUCAUUCGGUUCCGGCAGAGCCGCCCAAUUUCCACGGCGGCGACUCUGCUUAUCCAGGAAGAGUCCGAUUACGACACCGAAUCUAAAUCCGGGUCCGAAUCCGAGUUCUCAGACGAAGAAACUGAUGAGGAAUUUGAAGAGGAAGAAGUAGAUUCCGACGGCGAUGAAGAUUUCAGUGUGCGGGGGUCGUUGAAAUUCAAGCGGCGGCUCCAGCGGCAGAGCAGCAGCAUUGGGGAUUUUUUUCUCUUGGCCGAAAUUCGCGAACGGGACGACGAGCAGCGUGGUCAAGCUCUGGGACAAUUUGGGCCUUGGAAUGGAGGGAGAGGCGAAUCUGCGGUCGAUCUUCGGGGCAGGGAGCGAGAUGCUCUUCCCCGGGGCGGCGGUUUCGGCGCCGGCGGUGAUAGUGUCGGCGGAGACGAACAUGGUGGGGGACCUACUGAGGGUGUGGGACAGUCGGGUCGGGUGCCGGAUCCCGCAGAUGCUGGCGGAGUGGCGGCCGAAGCUGGGGAAGAUCGUCGGCGUCAACGCCGCCGGGUUUUUGGAGAAGGUGUACGUCAAGGAGGAGGAUGA